Molecule: messenger RNA, 738 nt
Organism: Pestalotiopsis fici W106-1
Lineage: Eukaryota; Fungi; Ascomycota; Sordariomycetes; Amphisphaeriales; Sporocadaceae
Exons: 5
Coding region: 1-738 (245 amino acids)
Source: RefSeq, a predicted model, not a curated record
AUGACGGUCCCGUUUGGGUUUUCAGUUGGCGAUUUUGUCGCGGCAAUUGAGCUCGUGGGGACAGUGAUUGACGCGGUUCAAGCGAGCGGUCAAACGAGUCAGAGGUUUCGUGACUUGAUACGGCUGCUAUUCUCCCUUGAGACGGCCUUGAUACAAGUCAAAGACAUUCAGCUGCACGAGUCCAUGUAUGCCGAGCAUACUGCUCUCGCUCGCACCGCGCUUGAAUGUCAAAGAACCAUUGAUGACUUUUGGGCCACGGCGCGCAACUACCAGCCGCACAUCACUAGGCCCUCGACGUUGAAAGCAAGAGAAACUUGGAUGAAGAUCAAGUGGGCCCUUUGCAAACAGAAUGACAUCGACAGGUUGAAGAUUGACUUGCUGGGUCACACCCAAGCUUUGAAUAUCAUCAUGUCGGCGGUCAAAUUAAAAAGCGAACAGAUUGAGAAUCAGAGCCGCGACACAAAACACCAAACCCUUGUGUCACUCAUUCAGCGCGUCUCGAAUCAAUACAUGGGGCAUCUUAGGACGAUGUUCACACAAAUGGAAGGGAUACUGGAGAAAGUCACAUGUGCUAUGCGUAUGGAUUUCAGGAUAUUUGCUGCUGUUAUGGAACUUCAGCAUAUCGUUCGACAGAUUCCCGGCCAAGUACUCAAUCAACAACCAGUGUACUUGGUAGACGCUUUGGGAUUCCAACGGCCCUUCCAUCUUGAGACCAUAACCUCGCUCAGUAUGUCAUGA